Capsella rubella is the source of this 783-nucleotide messenger RNA. RefSeq names its product putative cysteine-rich repeat secretory protein 37. Bases 1 to 783 code for a protein of 260 amino acids. Lineage: Eukaryota; Viridiplantae; Streptophyta; Magnoliopsida; Brassicales; Brassicaceae. The record is from RefSeq and is a predicted model, not a curated record. The transcript is spliced from 2 exons.
AUGUCCUCUUCAUAUUCUUUAUCCAAACGCCUCCUUUAUGUUCCUAUCUUCACCAUUCAACUCCUCCUCGUACGCAGUGUUUCGUCCCUAAGCCUUACCAAUAACUAUCUAAACCACAAAUGCGUUGUCAGUGAAGGGAACUAUAAGCCUGGAGGUAAGUACGAGGAAAAUCUCAAUUUUCUCACUAAGUCCGUCUCUACCUAUAAAUUUCCAGACGGUUUCAUAGGCAUAUCGCGUGGCGAUGCUCCCGAUUCUGUCACCAUCAUAUUACAGUGCCGUGGCGAUUCCUACGAGUCCUAUUGCCGCUCCUGCGUUGCCACCGCCCUUACCGGGCUUCGAAGGAAAUGUCAGAGACACAAAGGGGGAAUAAUAUGGUACGACCAAUGUUUACUCAUCAUUACUUCGAUCAGUGAUGAAAAUUCAAGGAAGAUUGAUUACAAGAAUACUUUCUCUAUGCACAACCCAAAAAACGUGAACGAGGAUCCAGAGUCGUUCAACAAGAAGACAAUAAGUUUCCUCAAUGAGCUUGUGCUGAAAGCCAUUAAACCAGACGGCGUCAACCUUGUCUUUUAUGCUUCGGGGGAGAAGAAUCUUGGGACGAAGAAAUUAUAUGCAAUGGUGCAGUGUGCGAAAGACACCUUGCAAUGUCGAAAAUGUUUGGAAUGGAUCCUUAGGGAACUUCCCAAGUGCUGCAAUGGUAAACAAGGAGCGAGGUUUUUGAGUGCGAGUUGUAAUGUUAGAUAUGAGCUAUACCCUUUUCUUAGGACUUUAAAGACUCUUUGA